AAAAUUACAUUCUGUAAAAAUUUGCCUGAGCACAUUCUGUGGGAAACAUCUGCCGAGCUAGUAGUACUAAUAACGAUCAUAUUUAAACUAAUAAUUUUAAACAUGACUAUCGGUGACUUAAAAACUGAAAAGGGUGUUGCAGCUUUGGACUUUUAUCUUUCAGAUCGCAGUUAUAUUGAAGGUUGGCAACCAUCACAGGCUGAUGUAGCAGUAUUUGAAGCACUUAAUAAAGUUCCAACAGCAGCGACAUCACAUUUAUUGAGAUGGUAUAAUCAUAUAAAAUCGUAUGAACACAGUACCUUACCUGGUAAAAAAUCAAUAUCUCCAUUAAACAAAGAUGAAUCGAGAGUAAAGGAAAUUAAAGAUACUGCUGCUGAUGAUGAUGUUGAUCUCUUUGGUUCUGAUGAAGAUGAUGAUGAAGAAGCAGCAAAAAUAAGAGAAGAAAGAUUAAAAGCUUAUGGAAAAAAGUCUAAGAAGCCUGCUUUAAUUGCGAAAUCUAGUAUUGUUAUUGAUGUUAAACCAUGGGAUGAUGAAACAAACAUGAGUGACAUGGAGAAAGUUGUUAGAUCUAUUGAAAUGGAUGGUCUUGUAUGGGGUGCAUCUAAACUUGUCCCAGUUGGUUAUGGAAUUAAGAAAUUACAAAUCAUGUGCGUUGUUGAAGAUGAAAAAGUCUCUGUUGAUGGAUUAGUUGAACAAAUUCAAGAGUUUGAAGAAUUAGUACAAUCUGUAGAUAUAGCAGCAUUUAACAAAAUAUAAAAAUUUAUUUACUUUGUAAACAAAUAAAUGAUUGUCUGGAUGUAUUAUUAUUUCUUUAUUUUGUAAUCAAAGUACAGAAAUCAUUUAAAAAGUA
Nasonia vitripennis (jewel wasp) is the source of this 850-nucleotide messenger RNA. RefSeq names its product elongation factor 1-beta (gene eEF1beta). The record is from RefSeq and is a predicted model, not a curated record. Gene Ontology annotation, biological process: translational elongation. Gene Ontology annotation, cellular component: cytosol; eukaryotic translation elongation factor 1 complex. Gene Ontology annotation, molecular function: translation elongation factor activity; guanyl-nucleotide exchange factor activity. Lineage: Eukaryota; Metazoa; Arthropoda; Insecta; Hymenoptera; Pteromalidae.